UUUUUUUUUUUUUUUUUUUGUAAUAAGGAAAUAAACAUUUAAGCACGACGAAACUUCCACAUACAGAUUUAGUGAAAAAAUAACAGAAGAUGCUGAAUGGAAAAUAAAUAAUAAAUAACACAUGAGAUUGACUCAUUUGAGGACAGAGAAGACUUCAGAACUAUGGAUCCUGGUUUCAAAGAGAAAAACAAAGAAAAAUGUGAUGUUACCAGUUUCUUACAGACCCCUUGCCUGUCAGGCAGAAGAAGUCCAGAUUAUGAUCGCCCCAACAUGAGUGAUCUGAGGAUUGUUCUGCUGGGGAAGAGCGUGUCAGAAAACAGUGGAGUGGGAAACUUCAUAUUAGGACGAGCAGCAUUUGACAGUGAAGCUCCUCCAGAUGUUGUGGAGAGAGUCGGAGGAAGAUUGAAGGAGAGACAUGUGAUCAUCAUCAACAGUCCUCAGCUGCUCCAGACAAACAUCUCAGAUCAUCGGAUCACACAGAUAGUGAGAGAGUGUGUGAAUCUUUCUGAUCCAGGACCUCAUGUGAUCGUUCUGAUCCUCAAUCAUGAGCAGUGUUCAACAGAAGAUCAGGAGUUUGUGGAGAAGGUGCUGCACUCAUUCUCUGAGCAGGUUAAUCAACACACCAUGGUGAUCACCACACAAGAACCCACCGAAACCAAUGACAUUUUGCAGAAAAUCAUUCAGAAAUGUGCAAACAGACACUUCAGUCUUCAGAGAAGCAGCUCUCCUCAUGAUCUUCUGCAGACGUUUGAGGACAUUGUGCUAAUGAAUGAUGGACAGCACCUGGAUUGUGCUAAAGCUUCACAGUAUUUCAAUAUAGAGCAACAGGCCACAGAAAGUAGUAAGUGUGACAAUAGCUGAUGCUUCUAGUGAUAA
Messenger RNA from Cyprinus carpio (common carp), 876 nucleotides. RefSeq names its product GTPase IMAP family member 2-like. NCBI's taxonomy places the organism in Eukaryota, Metazoa, Chordata, Actinopteri, Cypriniformes, Cyprinidae. Gene Ontology annotation, molecular function: GTP binding. The transcript has 4 exons. The coding region runs from base 163 to 861 and encodes 232 amino acids. The record is from RefSeq and is a predicted model, not a curated record.